Molecule: messenger RNA, 900 nt
Organism: Opisthorchis viverrini
Lineage: Eukaryota; Metazoa; Platyhelminthes; Trematoda; Opisthorchiida; Opisthorchiidae
Exons: 4
Source: RefSeq, a predicted model, not a curated record
CAAUGAGUGUGAUCUCCUCCUCGGCUCCCACUUCGCCAAAUAGUAGUCAGGAUGAAGAAGACCCCGUCAAUCUGAGAACACCAUACCCACUUACCUCAACAUUCGGUCGAAGGUGCCGCAUUCCGAGCCGCCCGACAACACUGAGAACUCGUCGACGUCCCGGAUUUAUUACCACAUGCAGUCCAUUCUUCGGCCGGUUGGGCGGGGUCCAUUCGCCUUACCAGUCAGAUAUUAGCCAGUCUGCUCCUAGUAGCCCCACUAUGGACACUUAUGAAACAUUGCCUCUAGUUGAGAACGUGGUAACAAUGGACGAAUGCUCUUGGGGAAUGCAGAGUGCACGUGGACAAUUGGUUAACCUUACCUCGACGGUGAAAAGUAUCCUGUCAAAUAAUGUCACAUCAGAUCCACGCUCUGCCGAAGCACCAGAUCCAGCUCUGCUCCAUCUCUUGCAACGGCUUGGUAUACAAACCGUCUGGCCUUGUCUGAGGGAUCACGGAGUGACCGAUCUACACGGUUUGGGUCGCCUAAAUCGCGACGAACUGAUCCGUAUGGGAAUCACGGAUGCAGAAACGAGGGGAACGCUUGUGACUGCUGGUCAGAUGCUCGGCAGCAGGUGGCUGAAUGCAAAUUCCAAUCCACCACCACCGCCCCCACCUUUACCAGUUCCACCCACUCCGAAACGUACAUUCAUCGGGCCGAACACGGAACCACACCAACAGAUGGAUGGAGCGCGUUUGACCGAGAAACAGGCACUGCAUGAUUCUGGCUGUUCCAGUAGCAAUGAAUUUAGCGGAGGCACGGCAGUUCAGCGAACCAACACAGCAACACAGUUUUUCGUAAUCCUGGGGACCGGUUUUGGCCAGUGUCAACUACAAUGGUUAAAGACAGUCUACAGACGAU